Epinephelus fuscoguttatus (brown-marbled grouper) is the source of this 5073-nucleotide messenger RNA. It is a transcript of the gene pard3ba, whose product is annotated as par-3 family cell polarity regulator beta a. The transcript is spliced from 25 exons. Gene Ontology annotation, biological process: establishment of cell polarity; establishment of centrosome localization; establishment or maintenance of epithelial cell apical/basal polarity. The coding region runs from base 248 to 4072 and encodes 1274 amino acids. The record is from RefSeq and is a predicted model, not a curated record. NCBI's taxonomy places the organism in Eukaryota, Metazoa, Chordata, Actinopteri, Perciformes, Serranidae. Gene Ontology annotation, cellular component: apical junction complex; adherens junction; apical plasma membrane. Gene Ontology annotation, molecular function: protein binding; phosphatidylinositol binding.
GGAGUGCCGGAGCCGCUGUGAUUUCUUCCGGGUUCCUCGCGCAGUUUGUUUUGUUUGGGCUCCACAUGACACAAAGUCACUCUGUGUGGCUGUAGCUGCUGUUUCGUGUCGGCUUGGCUGAAAACAAAAUGUCCUGUGAGGUUUUAAACGAGAGUUGAGCUCGGUGACAGCGGACGAGUGACUCCUCCGUGACUCCAUCCCGACCUGAGACACCUGUUGCUCCAGUUUCGACACACACACAGCUGCCAUGAAGGUGACAGUAACUUUCGGGGGCACCGCGGUGGUGGUGCCCUGUAAAGAUGGGUGGACCGUCCGGGUGUUAGUCGACCAAGCCACGCGGAGAUACCUCAGGAUUCUGGAGCAGUAUGGGGAGAGUUCAGUGAAGACCCACCAUCUGGAGUACAUUGAAGGAGGCAUCCUGGACAUGGACGACCUGCUGAGUGAUCUAGUGGAAGACAGAGACAAGCUGGUGGCAGUGUUUGACGUCCAGCACGACAGGACAGACAGUCCAAGAGAGACCAUGUCCAAUGGUUACUCCAGUGCCGCCCCCAGCCCUGAACCCCUCCACUACUAUCCCCACCUGGAGUUCCAGGAGCCGGGCACAGGAGAGAUCGAAGUCAACGAGGCCAUCCUCAAACGCAACACACCUCUGUUGGUGAGGAGCAGCAGUGACCCAGCCUUGGCCCCGUCCCUUGAGAUCAGACCCACGGCCUCACCUGAUGACAAUGGCAACAGGUCUCCUGAGCUGGAAAUCAACCAUGUACUGAAAGGCGCUUUGGACCGCCUGCGCACAGACAACCCCCCCGCCAAGAUGAGCCAAGUAAACUUUAGCACCCUGACACGCUCAGUGGAGUUUCCAGGUGACUGGGGACCCCUGGGAAUCCAUGUGAUCCCCUACUGCUCCUCUCUCAGUGGACGGACCCUGGGCCUGCACGUUAAAGGCAUCGAGGAAAACAGCCGCUCCAUGAAUGAGAAUCUCUUCCAGCAGGAUGAGUGUAUCGUCCAAAUCAAUGACACACCACUUCAGGACAAGACUUUCGCACAGUCACAGGAUGUGUUCCGCCAGGCCAUGACCUGCCCCACUGUGCGUCUGGAGGUCCUCCCCGUGGGCAACAAGCUGCGCUACGAGAAGAGCUUCAUAGGUCAGCUCUUCACCGGCGACGGCAAAGACUUGACCGCAAAAACAAAGAGUCCAAUGGUGGUCCGUGCUAAAACUGACCCCCAGCCUGAACCUAAACAAGACACCAAAACCACCGGCAAACUCGAAGUGAGGCGACCAGACGUGCGUGCCAGGACCCCAGAGCCAGCUGCCCUGAACACGCCGCCAGCGGAGCUCCAGUCUGGGCACAGCUCCUUGGAGAGAGUCUCUCCGACACCUCUUGCCAGGGCGGCAAGCUCCUCCCCGACACCCAGGACCCGCAGCCAGAGCCCCCAGGCCAGUAGGAGCCCUGUGCCCGGCCUGGCCAACCUUACAAGCAGGAAGGGAGGCAAGAAGAUAAAAAUUGACCUGAAGAAAGGCACAGAGGGUCUUGGCUUCACCGUGGUAACGCGGGACUCCUCGGUCCACGGGCCAGGGCCAAUCCUGGUGAAGAACAUCCUGCCACGUGGCGCGGCAGUCAAAGAUGGCCGCCUGCAGCCUGGAGACCGCAUCCUGGAGGUGAACGGAAUAGACAUGACAGGCCGUAGCCAGGAGGAACUCGUGGCCAUGCUGCGCAGCACCAGGCAGGGAGAGAGCGUGUGUGUGGUGGUGGCACGGCAGGAGGACAUCUUCUUGCCUCGGGAACUGAAAGGCGAAGAGGACGGCAGCCUGGUGAUGGAGGACGGCAGGGAGCAGCUCAUGUACGAGAUCCCCCUCAAUGAAUCGGGCUCGGCAGGCCUCGGGGUCAGCCUGAAGGGCAACAAGUCCAGAGAGACCGGAGAGGACUUGGGCAUCUUCAUCAAGUCCAUCAUCCAUGGAGGGGCUGCUUAUAAGGACGGCCGGUUGAGCGUCAAUGACCAGAUGAUAGCAGUAAACGGCGAGUCGCUGCUCGGACGCUCCAACCACACCGCCAUGGAGACGCUGAGACGCUCCAUGUCAUCGGAGGGGAACGCCAGGGGCACCAUCCAGCUGGUGGUGCUGCGAGCACCCAAACAGAUGAGCAGUGCCAACCCCACAGCAAACACGGCCACAAAUGGGUCCGCCACCCAUCAGCCCAGCAGCCACGCCGGCUACAGCAAUCAGGAGCCACGGGGCCACGGUGCAUACCAGGGGCCCUCAGGACCCCCCAGACCCACGGAGCCCACCAUGAAUGGAAGUCACGCUCCGAUGACGAGCAACAACUACGCGUACAGCCACUCUGGAAGUGCUCCAUAUCCCGCUGUGACCGCCAACGGCAGCCACGGUCACUACGGCAACGGCAAUGAGGUGUUUGAGGAAGGCUUCCCCCCGCCACCCUCCCCAGGCGCUGUGGAGGAAAUGAAUAGAGACUUGCCACUAACUCCCCUACGCCACAGUGAAUUUGAGAAGCAGCCCUACCUGGCUGCGGCUUUCAACGACAAGGACAAUGUUCCUCGCAACAGAGCGUCCAAGAGCAUGGACCUGGUGGCUGACGAGAGCAACGUGGGAUCACUGGUCAGGCAGAGCAACGAGCCUUCAGACGACGGAGCACUUGGCCCGACCCUGGGCCUCAUGAAGUCCAGCUCGCUCGAGAGUCUCCAGACGGCCAUGUCGGAGGCCAAGCAGAGUCGCAGCCAAGCCCAGGUGCCCUUUCACCGCCCGCGGCCACACAUGGUCCGAGGGCGCGGGUGCAACCAGAGUUUCCGCAUCGCCAUCGACAAGUCCUACGAUGGACCUUCUGAAGAUGACGAUGACCUGUCGGAGCAGAGCUCCGGCCACGAAACGCCCGUCAGCAGCUCCUCUCGCCAGGGCCUGGACGCAGAGGAUGGAAAGAAGAAGAAGAAAGUCAAAGGGAAGAAGAAAGAAAAGAAGACUAAGGGGAAGAAGAAAGCCGGCGAAUCUGUGGAUGAUCCAGAGAAGAAGACCAAAAAGAGAGGAUUUGGCCUCUUAAGGUUUGGGAAGAAGAAAGACGACAAGAGCAAAGAUGCAGCCAAAGCCUCCAAGAACAAACUGGAAGCCCUAAGUGAAGAGGAGGACAGGGUCACUGACCAAAGAGAUAGCUACUAUCCGCAAUACACCGAGAUCCAGGCUGGCCACCUCACACCUGAGUCAGCCUCCUUCCCUGAUGUGGAAGAUGACGACAGCGACCCCAACUAUGCCCGCAUCAACAACUUCCGCCAGCCGCCCUCGCCCCAGCCAUUUAUCAGUCGCACACCCUCUCCCGCGGCGCUGACAGGGGGGGCUAACCCGCCUCAGGCCUCCUCCGAGGAGCUGGAUGGGCUCUACGCUAAGGUCAACAAGUCCAGACCCCCGCCUGCUCUGCAGAACCAGCAUCAAACACAGGCAGACAGUGAUCAGCGUCUCCAGGGGCUGCGAAGGGAGUACCAGCAGGCCCGAGCCGCUCCAGGCUACGACGAGCUAGACGCCGCACGCCGCAGAGUCCUGGAGCACGACCCACAGCGGGUGGCGCCCAGAGGUGCUGAAUCUCGAUCCGCGCCUCACUACGAAGAGGUGGACCGACAAUACCCCACACACCCCAGGAGGGAUCCGUAUGAUUACCCCACCCACUCCAGACCCGUGCCAAGAGAACCAGCCCCCUACCCCGGCCACUACCACGACCCUCCUGCCUCCAGCCGCCCUGGCCAUGUGCAACCUCCCCAGAUGGGCGCACAAUCCUAUCAGGCACCCAGCAACCAACGCUACCACCCGUCAUCCCCCGGCGCAGGACAGCAGCACCGCGCAGCAGCGAGGCAGGACGUCCCCCCUUCGCCCACUGCAGGCCGCAGAGGGCGGCACUACUACGAAGCCGCCGGAGGGCGGGUGGAGGUCUACCGGCAGGCUAGCCCUGGCCGCUACGCCAGCCCAGAGAGGUACCGUGACACCAGGGAACGCUACGCCAGCCCCGAGCGCUACGGCUACGGAGACGAAAGACAGCCUGACCCAAGGCGGAAGAACCCCAUGAUAGGUGCAGUGUAGAAGGUACUCCUCAGUCACAGACUCCUCUCAUCUCACCUCCAAAAGUCGAGUCAGUCAUACAAAGAAUAUAAAUACCUCCAAAUUCACGUGUUUCCAGAUUUGUGAAACAUAAUAUCAGCUGUCACCGAAGCUGCCAAUGCGAAUAAGUGAGAUUUUGCUAUAUUAAUUUAUCUGAUCAGGAACCCUGAAAGCAAUAAGUGACAAGCUGGGAGGCUAAAAUAAGGCUUAUUUUCAGAACCAUCUGGUCAUAACUCUCUCCACAGGCCAAGACAGAUUUAACAAGCGUGAAAGACUCUGUGUGUGUGAGUGUGUGUACGCGCGUGUGUGUGUGUGUGUGUGUGUGUGUGUGUGUGUGUGUACAUAUCUAUACAUGUUUGCUUGUGUAUAUUUACAAGUGUGCUGUUUAUAUCAACAGGAAGUUAUUUUGAUAGAUUUUAUAUUGUUGAAUUGAAAUUAAUGUCGAUUAAAUUAAUGACACAGAUAUUUAGAGUUAACUUGUUGUAUAGAAUGAAGUCUUUUCCAGCAUUUUGCACAAGCUGAUCAAACUGAAGGAAAUAAAGAGGGAUCACCUUGACCAGGCAGACCAGGAGACACAGGAAGUUGAAGUCGACAAACAGGAAAAAGGAAGUAACUCUUCAAAGUAUCCUCUUGUCCUUGAUGUUUUUGUCUCUUGAACUUCCUUUACAUCCUGCUACCACUUUUUGUAUUUCUGCCUUUUGUUUUAUUUGGAUGUGGACAUGAAUGAUGCAUUUACUGUACAUUUGUCAAAUGUGUAACUGCAGUGAGUUUGUGAUAUUUUUGUGGUGUUUCUAAUAAAAUGUAUAAAUCUUGACCCACACACAGGCUACAGUAUAUAAAGAGCUAACAAAGGGUUUAAUUAAACAUAUCACUGCACUGAAAACUUACUAAAUGUGUUACUGGUGGUUUGAUUCAAACAUGCUGUCAAAUAAAUGCAUGAUUUUUUUAUACAAAUAUUUUGCAUUAAAUAUUUUGGAAUUCUC